Oncorhynchus mykiss (rainbow trout) is the source of this 4114-nucleotide messenger RNA. Lineage: Eukaryota; Metazoa; Chordata; Actinopteri; Salmoniformes; Salmonidae. The record is from RefSeq and is a predicted model, not a curated record.
UGUUUGACAUUGGAUUACAACAUAUUCUGUUAGGACACAGACCGGUACAUUGAUAGUAAUGUGAUUGUCUCGAUCGGAUAAGAAAAUCACAUUUUAAUUGGGGAUGUAAUUAGACAGGUUUCAUUCUCUUCAUCUGUCCUGGAAUGGAACAACUGGAGAUAUCUGACUUUAAGGAUGAGUACAGAUGAACGAGGAGAAGAGACAAUGAGAUUGAGUCAUUUGACGAUUGAGAUAUAGGAAAGGAGACAAGGAGAUGACGCUGCGAGCCCCUGACUGGACCAUGGAUGAGCCUCCUCACGAUAGGACAUGUGGAAGCUAUGCUGAGACACCAUUCAUUUUCUCAUAUGAAUAAGUAACAUAGGCUACUUCAAGGAAGGAAGGAAAGAAUGAUUCGUUCCCAAAGUAGUCCCAAUGAACAAAACCGGAGGGACUCCACUCUUUUGCGGACCAGCCAAGAACCUAGACCGAGUUUCACUUUCACAUCUCUGGAAGUUUAGCUUUUUUUCAAAGUAUAUUCCACCCCUUGUUCUGGUGAAUCAGAGUGUCACUCUACAGUUCUGUAGGGCUGCGUGAACAGAUUACAUGAUAUCUUCUUCCUCUGAUGAAAGAAUAUGAUAUGCUGUAGGCUACAGCGGGGGUGGGUGAGGACCAGAACACGCAUCCAUCAAGGCGGGAGCGCGCAUUAUGAAGAGGCGGGGCAGCGGGAAUAUCUCUUUCCGGAUAUUUACCUCCACCUGCCCGCGCGACGCGCCCAGUUCCAAGGUUUUUAACAGCGGUAGUAUCAACGGACAUGACAAAGUUCCCAAAUCCAGGACUACUGAGAAGCAGGAUGCAGGUGAGGUUUUGCUGGAGCAGGUGUGUAACCAGCUGGGUCUGCUGGAGAGACACUUCUUCAGUCUGCAGCUACGAGACUCCAACACCACCAUCGUCACUCAAACACACUCUCCUAGGUGGCUGGAGGCCAACAAACCACUGAAGAAGCAGCUGAAAGGAGUUGUCUCUCCAUUCUACCUGACCCUCCGAGUCCGAUUCUUCAUCUCAGACCCCAACUCUCUACAGCAUGACCAGACCAGACAUAUGUACUUCCUCCAGAUCAGGAGUGACAUCAGAGAGGGCAGGUUGAAGUGUCCUCUGAGUGCAGCUGUAGUACUGGCCUCCUAUGCUGUGCAGUCUGAGCUAGGUGACUACUCCCCAGACCUUCUCCCUGGUUACCUGUCCAAAAGCCACUUCCUCCCAGAGCAGGAUGAUGACUUCCUGUCUAGAGUAGAGGCUCUGUACCCAGGGCACAGGGGGCUGAAGGAGAGUGAGGCAGAGCUGUGUUUUCUCAACACAGCAAGAACUCUGGAGAUGUAUGGAGUGGAGCUACACACUGCCAUGGACUCUGACAGUUCCCCCCUAUUGGUGGGAUUGGCCUCAGGGGGCGUGGCUAUCUUCUGUAACAUGAUUUGCUCCAGUUUCUUCCCCUGGGUGAACAUCAUCAAGAUAUCCUUCAAGAGGAAACGCUUCCUUAUGCAUCUCAGACGCAAACAUGGGGAGACGCAGGACUGUGUAGUGAGCCUGGUCCUGCCAUGCCCCAGGGCCUGUAAGAACCUGUGGAGGUCAUGUGUGGACCAUCACUGCUUCUUCUACACCAACCUGGCAACCCGUAGCCCACACCACACCAACCUGGCAACCCAGAUACACAACAAGCUGCUCCCACAACACUGGGCCUUGGGCAGCACUAAAACAGACAGUGGUCCAGUGUGUAAGAAAGUGAUGGGUGGGAUGGAGUGGAACCCAGCUCUGAGGGGAUCCACCUCGUCAGAACACCUGGAGACCAAGAGCCUACCGUCCCGAUCCCCCCCGCUCACACCUAACUGGCGGAGUCCUCGUGUGCGUCAUGGCGCCCGUAAACCCCGCCCCUCCUCAGUGGAGCUGAACAAUGACCUGCGAGAUGUGUCGGAGGGGGAGGAUGUCUUUUACACCUACAGGGUCUCCCUCAGUAGCAGCAGGGGCAGCCAGGAGGGCACGCCUACACACAGUGUUUCUGGCACUCACAGCCAAGGAGGUGGAUGGUCGCAGGUUUAUGACAUCGGCACAGGAGAGGAAGACAUUAAGGCCACCUCUCACUACCGGGACAAGCGUGCUCUUGGUGAUGGCGACCUGCUAUUGGUGCGUCUCGCUCCUGAUCACGAUGGAAAGUUUGGUUUCAAUGUCAAAGGUGGCGUGGACCAGAAGAUGUCCCUGGCCAUAUCCCAGGUCAACCCUGACUCCCCUGCGGGGCGGGUUGAGCCAAGGUUGUUGGAAGGUGACCAGGUAGUGCUGAUCAACGGUCGCGACAUCUCUGAACACACGCAUGACCAGGUGGUCAUGUUUAUAAGAGCCAGCAGAGAGUCCCACUCCAGAGAACUGGCUCUGCUUAUACGACGCAAAGGUCCAGGGCGUGUGGCCCCCCUGCUGCAGUUUCCCUCUGCCCUGUCUCUGACUGGCCAAUCACACGGUGAUCCACUGCUUCUGCCUGGCCAAUCAGAACAAGGCCAGACACUUGAAGAGUCCAUGAAACAACUGGAGAGGGGAAUCCAGACAGGCACUCUCACCUUCCACUUCGAGAACCUGUACAUGAGGAAGCCUGGCCUGUCAGUAGCCUGCGCUCGUCUCCCUGAGAACACAGACAAGAACAGAUACAAGGACGUGCUGCCCUAUGACAUCUCCAGAGUGGUACUUCAGGACCAAGAGGACUACAUCAAUGCAAGCCACAUCACGGUGAUGCCCCCAGGGUCUGGUGUGUGUCUGCGCUACAUUGCAGCUCAAGGACCGCUGCCUCAGACCUGCACUCACUUCUGGCAGAGUGUGUGGGAGCAACACACACACACCAUCAUCAUGCUCACCACACUCACCGAGAGAGGACGGACUAAGUGCCACCAGUACUGGCCACACCCUCCUGAAGUGAGGGAUUAUGGGUACCUGAGGGUCAGCUGCCACUCUGAGGAAUGCAACCUGGCCUACGUCACACGCCAAUUCACCCUCACACACACACAGCUGGGAGAGGAGCGUUCGGUGACCCACCUGCAGUAUGUAGCAUGGCCAGACCAUGGUGUACCUGAUGACCCCUCAGACUUCCUGCUGUUCAUCACCUCUGUUAGAGAGAGGAGGACAGGAGACACACCACUUAUGGUGCACUGCAGCGCAGGGAUUGGGCGUACAGGUGUUCUCAUUACCAUGGAGACGGCGUUGUCGCUGUUGGAGAGCGGUCGACCUGUGUUCCCUCUGGACAUCAUCAGGACGCUCCGAGACCAGAGGGCCAUGAUGAUCCAGACCACGUGUCAGUUCCGGUUUAUGUGUGAGGCCAUCCUGCGUGUCUACAGAGAGAGAGAAGAGAGUAUUCUGCAGCACCACCCUCAGCACUGCUAAUGGACCAUUAACAGGAGGAUGGGGGGACAGCUAGCCACAGCACUAGGCAAACAGGAAGAUGGGGGGACAGCUAGCCACAAUGCUAGGCUAACAGGAGGUGGGGGGACAGCUAUCCACAAUGCUAGGCUAACAGAAGGAUGGCUAGCCACAGCACUAGGCUAACAGGUGGGGGGACAGCUAUCCACAAUGCUAGGCUAACAGGAGAAGAGGACUGCUAGGCUAACAGGAGAAGAGGACAGCUAGGCUGUAGCCUUAGAGAGCCAUAGCACUCCACUAGCCUUAAGUGCUCGGCAACGGCUAGCCUUCUGUUGCUACAGCACAUAACGAGCCAUAGUGCCGAAUGUGCUCAGCUAGUCCUAUCCUUAUGUUUGCCAUAGAGCACCGCUAGCAGGAAGGACCAUGUACUGCAAAGGUCUUUUUAAAAUGUAUUUAAAAAAAUAUAUAUAAUAAUUCUCUGGGACCAAAGUGCUACUGUAUGAGUGACUGAAGACUGUAUCUCAGUUCCUCUUGAGUGGCGGCUAUAUAGCUUUCCUAAUAGUGGGUUGAGGCAAGUUCCUCCUGAGCGGAGGCUAUAGGAUUGACUGGUCUGUCUGCAUUGUUGGGAGAGUGUUGAGGCUUUCGGUGGAUUCACAGUAGAGAUGAACACUGCCAGAGCCACCACACACUACCCCCGAUCCCACCUUCCCUAAAUUAUUGACACACUGAAUAAACACACUGACAUCUA